Linepithema humile (Argentine ant) is the source of this 4879-nucleotide messenger RNA. The record is from RefSeq and is a predicted model, not a curated record. NCBI's taxonomy places the organism in Eukaryota, Metazoa, Arthropoda, Insecta, Hymenoptera, Formicidae.
ACUGGCUAACCAGCUGGCCGUUGCCUUCUAAUCCUCUUUCUCGCCCUCUGUUUUUCUCUCUCUCUCUCUCUCUCUCUGUCGAUUGUUUCCGCCGCCGGGACAUUUCGCGUGCGUGUAACAUGGUAAUCGCUAUUUGUGGAUAUUCCGCGUGGCUAGUAGAAACAUCUACGAUGUGCGAGCGGUGCGACGGGCCGAUCGGAUGAGAGGACGCUGCACCGCGAAUCGUUGUGUGUUUGUGGCAAAGAGUCGUGCAUGACACUGCGUGAUGCAAUUGCGUUCGUGUCGAUGCGAGUUCGCGUAUUACGGUAGUGGCCCGUGAAAGUGUCGGCGAAGCCGUGUGUGUGUGUGUGUGUGUGUGUGUGUGUGUGCGCGCGCGUAGUAACAUGGCCGGUGUCGUUUUGUAAAAAUAAUUUCUUCGUGUCGCGUCGCGAUUCAAUGACGCUCGAUUUUAAUGACGCCCUCGCUCCAUUUACACAGAAAUUUAAUUAAAGAUUUUUAUGUCCAACGCUGUGAAUAUAAGUGUGAUUUGUUUUAUAAAUAUAGCCGCGUUAUCGGCGACUGUCACAGUAUUGAACGUGUCAGCGGUAGCAAUAUCGCCGUUCAACGAUGAGUUCUCUCGCUUCAUCGAAUCGCCGAGAACUCCGUCUUCGGAGCGUUUUUCGAGGCGCGAAAUCAAAGGCGAUUUUUCCACCGCGAAACUCGAGCGUUUCGCGCCGCAACUUUCACUGGUGAUUAACGAUUAUCGCGGUGGCGGUAUUCGCGAACUAAAGAGUGCAACGAAACGUUCCGCCGAUUCGAUCCGCAAUAAUUACCGAUCGUUCCCGCGGCAAUCUGCGAUCGGGCGAUUCGCGCGAGCGAGUUCUCGGGUUUCGCUAAACGUUCAUUCGUCGCCUAAAGCAUCUGUGGUCGCGUGAUAAAUAGCGUCGCUCCGCCACGCUCUCGACGCAAGGUCGUUCCGUCGCUACGAUUACUAUUUGGAUGGUGACAGAAUCCGCGCGAUCGCCAAGCCAAAUCGGAUUGUGCCAGCCGAGUGAAAAUUUGACUCGCGAAUAUUGGAAGACGUUCAAAAGUAUCCGAGUCGGAAUACGCAGUGUCGAUCGAGGAAUCGCGGCGGCAAGAUCGCGGCUUGGAAGGACUAUGCGCGACGAUAUCGGAUCGGAUCCGUGUCAAGGCGGGUGAGCGGUGCGCGAUUAGUGGUGAAUUGUCAAACGUAUUGCCACGAUAACCAUCUGCAAUUAAUUUCAUCUCCCAUUUCACUUAGCGCCGAGAAAUUCUGCUCGUCAAAAAAUAUUCAACGAUAGCAAGGACAAGGACUGCGCAAUAACGAACACAUGGAUAUUUCUGACUGAUUUAUGAGAUUCUGCAAUUCUAUACUUUGUGAGGAUAACAAUUAAGACGUCAAGAACAAAUUAGCGAUAAAAGCGCUACAUUCCUGUUGUUCGGUAAUUUAAUAGGCGCGUUCGAUAUCGAGGCAUGUUGAGCGUCGGCGAAAAAAAAACCGAACAUAAUAAUUCGUCGAAAUUAAUUUAAUUCGAGCGGAGUCGAGAUGGAUCGGAGUUUUAAGAACAACGCGGAUUUCAAGAUGAAUCAGCAGAACUUCAAGCUGAGCGACUUCGGGAUCGACGUGAAAUCCAGUCACGAAUCGAAGACCGUCGGUCAGAGCAGUCAGUGCAAGGUUCGGCGUGGUGCCCACGGCGUCAGCCAGCGGUAUGUUCGCACGGAGAGCGUGCAGCAGGUUCCGAUAAACAGCUCUGGUCGACUCGCGAGCGGCUCGAACUUGCUGCAGGUCGCGUGUAAUCGUUCCCGCGCCAACUCGUGCAACUCGCUGAUGACGUCCAGUGUCAACCAGCACGGGAGCAGUUCGAAUCAGCUUGGGCAGAUGCAGAACGCGCCUGCGUCCGACCGAUUUCAGACGUCCAGCCCGAGUAAUCUAUCCGGAACUGGCUCGAUCAUGCAACUUGGCUCGUCGCCCAGUUAUUGGAAACAAUACGGGGGGCAGGAAAGCGGGUAUGGCUCGGAUGAGUUCCAAGAGUCGCCGAGAUACACAUCGCCGAAAGGUGCCCUUUAUGCUGACUCCUAUUAUAUCGAUGGUAAUACGGCGGGAACCGGUGCUGCUGACUGGACGGGUAGCGGCGGUGGUGUCCAGCCGCCAUACAGCGGCUACGCACCCCCUCACCUGGCGCAGCCAGCUUACCCCAUGCACCUACCCCAUGACCCCAUGGCAUUCUCGGCGAUGUCGCCGAACGGCGAACCUCCAGCGCCGAUUCUGGGCUCAGCGGUGACCAGUGCGGCCUCUCUGCCGCCGAUGUCGACAUUCCGGGGUAGUGCCGCGGUCGCGGCGAACAGCGGCACAGGGGCGCCGUCCCCGGCAUCGUUGCAAUAUACCCAUAGUCCUGGUGCACCGACGACCGCGCCCUCCGCGCCCAACGCAGCGCCCACGACGAACCAGCAAUCUACUACGGAGGACACACUCGGCAAAACCCUCGCAUCCGUCGUAAGCACACGAAUCUAUCCCACGGACCAAUCAGUAUCCAGUUAUAGCAGUAAUCCAUCUACACCCGUCAGUUCGCCACCACCUUUAACCGGCUCGGCGCCGGGCUGGGCACCUGGAGCCGCGCCAGUGUCUCCGCAUUUUACAGCGGACCCUAAUCGCGGUAUCCACAUGGGGGCACGGAUGGAGGAGCGACUAGACGAUGCCAUAAACGUUUUGAGAAAUCACGCCGAGAGUCAAGUGGCCCUUCAUCUCGCCCCGGUCGGUCCACACGGCGGGAUAUACUCUCAUACCUCACCACCGCAGUUGGAUCAUUUGGCGAGUCCACAUCCUGCGGUAACGGUAACGCAACCUCAGGGUUCCUACCCCGGUCUUACGCCCACGCCUGACACAGACGGUUCAAUUAAAAUCGAAAGGUUACCUGUGACGAAUGCCAAAAAGAGGAAAGAUCCGCCCGACAGUAGCGGGGGCGAAACAAAGCCGUCGAGCAGCGAACUCGCAGCGGCCGGAGUGAUCGGCGCUGCUACGGUCAAUUCGACGUCACAAGGAAAGGGAACGAAGCGAUCGCGCAGAUAUUGUUCGAGCGCUGACGAGGACUGCGACGAUCCCGGCACCAAAGCGGUGCGCGAAAAAGAACGUCGACAGGCCAACAACGUGCGUGAAAGCGCUGAGGACGAAGACGAUGAUCCUGAUAUGAAGGCACAAAGAGAGAAAGAGAGGCGGCAAGCAAAUAAUGCUAGGGAAAGGAUACGUAUCAGGGAUAUUAACGAGGCUUUGAAGGAACUUGGUAGAAUGUGUAUGACGCAUCUGAAGACGGAUAAACCUCAAACGAAACUCGGUAUUCUCAAUAUGGCUGUCGAAGUCAUAAUGACACUCGAACAACAAGUUAGAGAACGAAAUCUUAACCCGAAGGCUGCGUGCUUAAAAAGAAGAGAAGAGGAAAAAGCCGAGGAUGGUCCCAAGUUACCAGGCCAUCUUGCAGCACACAUAGCACAUCCGCAUUCUCAUCCGCAUACACACUCCCAGCCACCUUUCCCCGCAUUACCUGGUCCACAACCUUCCCUUCAGCACAAUCCUCCGCAACCGCAGUAGCAGCGGCUCAGCGGCGGUGUCAUUCUGUGUUAAGGGGUAGAUACAUCUUAAAUCGAUGAAUUUACGAAUAUGACUUGCAUAUUCAUAUAUAAAUUUGUUUCUGCUCUUAUGUGAGUUGUGCGAAUGUAUAAAAAAUUAUGAAUAUUACGCGCACCGUAAUAGAAAGAAGAAAAGGAAAAUUUCUUAUCUUGUGUCUUUAAUAUAUCUUGAUUUAUUACAUAUUUGACAUAUUUGUACAAUCUUUUUAAAGAUUGAGCCACUUUGACCAAUUGAUGUACUGUCAAUCGAUUGGACGAAUAUGUUUCAACGUCACGAUCGGACUGGCGUAAUAAUUAAUAUCCAUAAUUUUUGCACAGCUCUUCUAAAAUAUGCAGUUAACAAAGAAAGAAAUUUUGUAUGCUCACGCAAGCAUAGCGCAAGUAGUUUUAAGAAGCAUCUACCCACUCAAGGCGGCUUCAAAUUAUUUUUAUAAAUAGCGAAAAGAAAAAAACAAAGGAAUAUGGUUCCUCUCUUUCGAGAUAUAUAAUGUGUAGUACGAUCGAGGUUUUAUUAACGGUCGAACUUCGCUGCUGACUCAUGUUAAAUUGCCCAUUUCUGUGUAUACACUACCGACACAUUGCGUUUACGUUAUAGCGCGCAAUAGCUAGGAAGAGAACUCGAGUUGGCGGAAAACAGAGCCACUGACUAAAGAUAAAAUUAAAGGCAGCAUAUUUACUGAUUUAUCUAGAACUUAGAUUGUUUGAUUGUCGAAAUUGAUAGAAUCGGUGCCGCGAAUCGAAGUGGAAAUCCCUUGUGUGACUUGCUUGUUUUUGGCCGAGUAUAAAUUGUAUAUAAUAUACAAAAAUAUGUAAUAUAUUAAUGUAUGUAUGUUGCCUUUAUAUUGAUCAUUAGACGCUGGCAAUACUGUACAUAGACUAUUGUUUACGAGCGUUCAGAAUGUGAAUUGAAGAUGCUAGCGGUUCGUUCACGCUCGCGAGAAAUAUUACAUAUAUAACAUAUAUAACUGGUUUCGCGGUGUCACAAGAAAAUCGCAUUCUGAAACACUUGCAUCUUCUCUCUCGAUACAACUUGAUUGAAGGAGAAUAAAAAAGAAUAAUUGUUUAAAUAUAGAAAUAAUAAAUAAAUUAAUAAUUUUAUUGAGUGCAAAAAUAUAAAGAUUAUCAAGAUUGGCAAUGGUAUAUAAGCCAGUGAAAGCACGCAAAAAGCCGGCCGAAAGCAAUACUCCUCUUACGAGAUUUAAUCAAAUGAAAAACAUGUUACAUUGUUAAAAAGAAAUAUAAUUUUAAUCAAUUUAUA